AUGGCCACCAGUAGCCUCGGCCUCUCCACCUCCUUCCUCCCCGGCCACGACACCCGCCUCCGCCGGCGCCGCCGGGCGGCCCCCGCCGCGGCGUCGUCGUUCCGGCCGGUGGUGGCGUCGGCGGAGCUCGGGGCCGAGGUGGGGCGGCAGCUGGUGGAGGCGGUGGGGGUGGGCCUGCCCUGCACCGUCAUGGCCUGCGGCGACGUCAUCUACCGCAGCACGCUGCCCCACAACGACGGCCUCACCAUCACCGCCCCCGGGGUCGCGCUCGCGCUCGCCGCCGCCUCCUACCUCUGGGCCACCCCCGGCGUCGCCCCGGGCUUCUUCGACAUGUUCGUCCUCGCCUUCGCCGAGCGCCUCUUCCGCCCCACCUUCCGGCAGGACGACUUCGUGCCCGGGAAGAAGCUCGGGGAGGGCGCGUUCGGGAUCGUGUACAAGGCGUCCCUGGCCGACCCCAAAGCCGCGGAGAAGGUGAACACCAGUGAUGUGGUCGUGAAGAAGGCGACAGAGUAUGGCGCGGUGGAGAUUUGGAUGAACGAGCGUGUCAGGAGGGCAUGCGCUAGCAGCUGCGCGGAUUUUCUUUAUGGCUUUCGUGAGAGCAAAACCAAAGGUAAGGGUGAGGAAUACUGGCUUAUUUGGCGCUAUGAAGGCGAGGACACGCUUUCUGCUCUCAUGCAAAGCAAGGAGUUCCCUUACAAUGUUGAGACUAAGAUUCUCGGAAAUGUUCAAGAUUUGCCAAAGGGAAUAGCUAGAGAGAAUAAGAUUGUCCAAACGGUGAUGGGACAACUCUUGUUUGCUCUUGAUGGACUUCAUUCGACAGGGAUUGUUCACAGGGACAUAAAACCCCAAAAUGUGAUAUUUUCAGAAGAAUCUCGUACCUUCAAAAUUAUUGAUCUUGGAGCAGCAGCUGAUUUACGAGUGGGCAUCAACUAUAUUCCUAAGGAGUUUCUUUUGGAUCCAAGGUAUGCUGCUCCGGAGCAAUAUAUCAUGAGCACGCAAACACCAUCUGCUCCCUCUGCUCCAGUUGCAACUGCUUUAUCUCCAGUCCUGUGGCAGCUGAACCUUCCUGACAGAUUUGACAUAUACAGCUUGGGCCUCGUAUACCUGCAGAUGGCAUUUCCAGCGUUGAGAACCGACAGCAGCCUGAUACAAUUCAACCGCCAACUGAAGAGAUGCAACUACGACCUGGAAGCCUGGAGGAACUUGGUGGAACCACGAGCCACCCCAGACCUUCGCAGGGGCUUCGACAUCCUGGACUUAGAUGGUGGUAUCGGAUGGGAGCUCCUGACCUCGAUGGUCCGGUACAAAGCGCGGCAAAGGACCAGCGCCAAGGCCGCGCUGGCGCAUCCCUACUUCAACAGCGAAGGGCUCCUCGGCCUCUCAGUCAUGCAGAACCUGAGGCUGCAGCUGUUCCGCGCGACCCAGAAGGACUACAGCGAGGCGGCGCGAUGGAUCAUCGGCCUCAUGGCGAAAUCGGGAACGGAGGAGGGGGGAGGGUUCACGGAAGCACAGCUCCAAGAGCUCAGGGAGAUCAAGCCGAAGAAGGACAGCGCGCAGCGGAACGUGCUGGCGUCGAUGCUGCGGGUGCAGAGGAAGAUCGUGAGGACGAUCAGCGAGAGCAUGGACGAGCUUACGAGCCAGCGCAAGAGCAUCUGGUGGAGCCGGUGGAUCCCCAGGGAGGAGUAG
Triticum turgidum subsp. durum (durum wheat) is the source of this 1686-nucleotide messenger RNA. Lineage: Eukaryota; Viridiplantae; Streptophyta; Magnoliopsida; Poales; Poaceae. The record is from the annotation of a GenBank genome assembly.